GGUGGCGCACGGGGCGAAGAUGGCGGCGGAGCGGCAGGAGGCGCUGAGGGAGUUCGUGGCGGUGACGGGCGCCGAGGAGGACCGGGCCCGCUUCUUCCUCGAGUCGGCCGGCUGGGACCUGCAGAUCGCCUUAGCGAGCUUUUAUGAGGAUGGAGGGGACGAAGACAUUGUGACCAUUUCACAGGCAAUCCCCGGUUCAGUGUCCAGAGGCACAGCUGCCAGUGAUAAUAGGGUGACAUCUUUCAGAGACCUCAUUCAUGACCAAGACGAGGAAGAGGAGGAGGAGGAAGGCCAGAGGUUUUAUGCCGGGGGCUCAGAGAGAAGUGGACAGCAGAUUGUUGGCCCUCCCAGGAAGAAAAGUCCCAACGAGCUGGUAGAUGAUCUCUUUAAAGGUGCCAAGGAGCAUGGAGCUGUAGCUGUGGAGCGAGUGACCAGGAGCCCUGGAGAGACCAGUAAACCGAGACCAUUUGCAGGGGGUGGCUACCGUCUUGGUGCAGCACCAGAGGAAGAGUCUGCCUACGUGGCAGGGGAAAGGAGGCGGCAUUCCAGCCAAGAUGUUCAUGUAGUGUUGAAGCUCUGGAAGAGUGGAUUCAGCCUGGACAAUGGCGAACUCAGAAGCUACCAAGACCCAUCCAAUGCACAGUUUCUGGAGUCCAUCCGCCGAGGGGAGGUGCCAGCAGAGCUGCGGAGGUUAGCUCACGGUGGACAGGUGAAUUUGGACAUGGAGGACCAUCGGGACGAGGACUUUGUGAAGCCCAAGGGAGCCUUCAAAGCCUUCACUGGCGAGGGUCAGAAACUGGGCAGCACUGUCCCCCAGGUGUUGAAUACCAGCUCUCCAGCCCAACAGGCAGAAAAUGAAGCCAAAGCCAGCUCCUCCAUCUCAAUCGACGAGUCACAGCCUACCACAAACAUCCAAAUACGGCUUGCCGACGGUGGGAGGCUGGUGCAGAAGUUUAACCACAGCCACAGCAGGCACUCUAUGCUUCCCCUAAAGAAGGUGUGCAAGUCUGAAGCCUUCGGUUCUCAUCUCCACUCUUCCACCUUCCAGCAUGACUGCUGCUCACUCCCCAGGGUGGACAGACCAUCCCAAGUGCUUACCAGCUGGGUAACCGAAGUCUGUUUGCCAGAAGUCUCAGGCUGCAUCUUGGAUGUCCAGACCCUUAGAUGUGCCAAAUUGUGGACUGCAUAGAUUUUAAGGGUUGGGGACGGAGAGAAACUUCUAUGUAAGUGCUCUAACGGAGAAGGCUAUCUGUUUCCAGGUGACUCCAUUCUCGUAUGAUCACCAGGUUCAGGAAACAGGGAGUUCCUGGAGAAGGGAUUCCUGGGGCUUAAGAGUUGCUGACCUUCAUUAAUUCUUCUCACUAAUAGUUUGCCUCCUGUGAUGUACAAAAGAGACAUAAUAUUUUCUGCCCUUUAAACUCAUGGCCUACAAGAGGAGACAAAUAUUAAUCAGAUCAUCCCAAAAUUGAUUACAGUACCAUGGAAGCAAGAUCAGGGGACAGAGACCGAGAGUUAGGGGAAGGCUGCCCUGACAAGGCAGCAUUCGAGCUGAGGCCUGAGGUUUGGUCAGGAUUACAGGAAAAGGAUCAGGCAGAGGAGCCCCUAGAAAGAGGGAUCCAAAUGUAGGCAGGGAGCAUGGCAUGAUGAAGAACUAAAAGGAAGGAGAUAGAGAACAGGGGAAGGAGGGUGGUGUAAAGUUAGGCAGGCCUUGGGACCACAGUAAGGAGGUUGGUGUUUCUCCCCAAGAAAAUGGGAGCGACUGUGAAGGGUUUUCAGCAAAGGAAUGACACGAUCCUUUCCUACUGAGAGCUUUGGCUGCUCUGUGGAGAAGGUGGGACCAGGGGAGGGACCUUGGGGGAUGUGGUGCAGCCUUCCGCAAGGUGGGGGUUUGUGGACAGCAUAGAAGGGCACUGCUCACCCACCUCC
Diceros bicornis minor is the source of this 1926-nucleotide messenger RNA. It is a transcript of the gene NSFL1C, whose product is annotated as NSFL1 cofactor. The transcript is spliced from 10 exons. Gene Ontology annotation, biological process: proteasome-mediated ubiquitin-dependent protein catabolic process; autophagosome assembly; membrane fusion. Lineage: Eukaryota; Metazoa; Chordata; Mammalia; Perissodactyla; Rhinocerotidae. Gene Ontology annotation, cellular component: nucleus; cytosol. Gene Ontology annotation, molecular function: ubiquitin binding. The record is from RefSeq and is a predicted model, not a curated record. Bases 20 to 1189 code for a protein of 389 amino acids.